CAAUAUAUUUUACAUCAGCUAUCUAUCCUAAAUCUGUAUUUACUAGAAGCAGAUACAAAUUGAAAAACUGCCUUUUACAAGCUUCUUCCUCAUUCAAUGGGGUCAGAGUUCAGUAAAUAUUGGUGAUGUCAUGGUCUGAAGAUGGCUGAAGGAGAAAGCUGUGAAGGUUGGUGGGGAGGCUGGCUUCAACAAAGCUUCCAGGCCGUCAAAGAUAAGUCAUCAGAGGCAUAUGAAUUUAUAAAGCGUGACCUGACAGAGUUCUCCAACGUGGUGCAACAUGACGCUGCGUGUUCCAUCGUGGCCACAGCAAGUGCCGUUAGAAGCAAACUAGCGGUGGAGGGCUCCUCUGAUACCACAGAGAAGGUGAAGAAGAGCCUGUCCAGUUUCUUAGGAGUGAUAACAGACACCCUCGCUCCUCCCCAAGACAUGACUAUCGACUGUGAUGUCAUCACGCUAGUGGCAACUCCAGCAGGCACCACAGAGGUGUAUGACAGCACCAAGGCUCGUCUCUACAGUCUGCAGGCUGACCCUGCUACAUACUGCAAUGAGCCUGAUGGUUCCCUAGAGCAUUUUGAUGCGUGGCUCUCCAGCUUCAGCCUGGAGGAGAGGAAAGGAGAGAUCUCUGACCUCCUGGUCAACACCCCCUCUAUCAGGGCCCUUUACACCAGAAUGGUGCCAGCAGCUGUAGCUCAUUCUGAAUUCUGGCAGCGGUAUUUCUACAAAGUCUUUCAGUUGGACCAGGAGGAGGCCAGGCGAGUGGCCUUGAAGCAGAGAGCAGAGCAAACUACCCACACAGAGGCUCUGGGCUGGGAGGAGGAGGAUGAAGAUGACUUCCUUGGCGCCACGUCUUCAUCUCGCCUGGACUUCACGCCCCCAUUGGACGACCCUACUACCCAGCUGUCCCCACUUACACCAGUCACAAUGGCGACGACCCCACUCAGCCCCAUCCCGUCUCCAAGCGGGGAGCGCUCCUCUCCCCUCUCCCUGAGCAGCGACAGCGGCAGCCUGCCCACCCAGGUGGAGGUGAGACCAGCCAGGCCACAGCCUGUAGUCGUGGAGCUGUCCCAGAAAUUCAACAAGUCCAGCCUGGAGGAGAGAGAGCCAGAGGGGCAGCAGGAGGAGGAGAAGAGGGUUCAGUUAGAGGCCCCAGCCCAGCCUGAGCCCACAGAGAAGGCUACAGCUGAGAGAAUAACAGUCCAGGCCCCAGCUACCACCGUCCAGGCCCCAGCUACCACAGUCCAGGCACCAGCUACCACAGUUCAGGCCCCAGCUACCACCAUCAGACCAGAGACAGAGGGGCCCCAGGACCUGAGGGUGUUUGAGCUCAACUCUGACAGUGGGAAGUCUACACCUUCAAACAAUGGCAAGAAAGGGUCCAGCACAGAUGUCAGUGAGGACUGGGAGAAGGACUUUGACCUGGACAUGACAGAAGACGAGGUCCAGAUGGUGCUCUCUAGAGUUGAGGCUACAGGAGAGCUGGAGGAGAACUGGGAGAACUGGAACUGAUUGCUGUGGCGUACUGUUUCUAUCCCGCCAUUAAAGCCAGUUCUCGGCAGACGAACCAUGCUUAACGUGUUUUACCUCUGUCCAUGCCGUCACCGUGUCACGUUUGUUCGUAGGGGAAUGUCCCUUUGGUUUGGACCAUGUUGCUGAAGGCUAGCAUAGCAAUGGCAAUCCAAGACAAUAAGGUUAGAGCAAAGGCACCAUCAGCUGUCAGUUUGUGCAUAUAGGUUUCAAUGCUGAUUUACUCAGUCUUUUUGGUUAUUUCUUGAAAGCUGCUGCUCUCCCUCUAUCUUCUGAAAUGCCAUUAAGUACAUGUAAAUUGUUGCUAGUGAACUUCUUGAAAGUUCUGAGUGGUGGGAAUUAUUACUUCACUUUAGGCUGAAGAAUAGCCAUAAAACUGUAACGCUGCUUAUCACCUUUCAUGAGAUUAAAUUCUUCGUGUGAUUUAUUGAAUGGUGAAUAUAUUGAUUUAAACUUUUUUUAUAUAUAUUUUUUUCCCCCUCAAGUGAUUUACUAACUUGUCUAUCUUAUGCAAGUGAAUAUUCAAGUGAAUAUAUAAUAUUUUGGCCUUUAUAGAGAGCAUUCAUUUUGGAUUCACUCCCAACCCUAGAUACAUAUGACCUUGACAGACAAGCGAUAGUGUGGACAAGAUAUUCAAACGUUUUGUCACAGAUCUGAGUUGUGCAUUUGCCAUUCUGUCUGUUUUCACCCCUGCCCUGCUAAGUAAUUGACAUGAACAUAUCAGCUCUUCUGUGACCUCCAGGGGCCACGUUUCCGCUUUAUUUCCUGUCUCUGCUACAAUAAUCUAUUAUUCGAUCAGUCCACGUCUAAUAUUAUUCUGGAUGGGUAAGGGUCUCAUUUAUUGUCAAUCGUCAAAAGAGAAUAUGAAAAUGAUGCAAUAAAGAGCCUGCAAAAUGUU
Molecule: messenger RNA, 2422 nt
Organism: Salvelinus sp. IW2-2015
Lineage: Eukaryota; Metazoa; Chordata; Actinopteri; Salmoniformes; Salmonidae
Product: BSD domain-containing protein 1
Cellular component (GO): cytoplasm
Source: RefSeq, a predicted model, not a curated record